AUGCUAUUCCACGUCGUGUUAAGAGCUCUGCUAUUUGAGCUUCUUUUCCAGCAUGCUUCCGCUACGUUUAAUGCGACCGCAUCGAGUAGCAUAAGGGCCAUAUACUUAUUCAAAGACGUACUCAAGUCAAACACCUCAUCUUUAAAGACCUCAGGCUUUAACUCUGUCAUCAUCUUCGGUGUCGGAAUCCUCGAAAAUGGCGACAUCAUGUACUACUCAAACACUCCAGGAAGCAAGGACACAUUAAUCGCAUCUAAUGGUGCAUAUGUUGGGGGCACAGCGCUUUCCGAUAAGGUUCGCUCGUUUAAGACAGGCGACACAGGCAUUAACCGGAUUGAGAUCUCGAUGAACUCCCAGCACGUCCGCGAACUGACGCGCAGCCCCGGAACCGGUGCCGAGACGACGCUCUACCGCAACUUCGAGGCGCUAAAGAUAGCAUGGGAUCUCGACGCCGUUAACAAUGACGACGAGUCUAUAUACGAUGUCACUAGUACUGUCGCCUUUGCGAAAAUGCUCGGCACGAUAGGAUAUAAAUACACCACGGCGCCGUAUACAAACACAGGUUUCUGGAGGAGCGUCACGACACAGAUUAACAACGGUCUCCAAGAACCGACUUUGCUGCUAGAUAGGGUGUAUCUGCAAUGCUACGACGGUGGUGCAGGAAACGAUCCGGGGAGCUGGCAAAACACCCUAGGCAUGAAGGUCGUACCGCUCGUAUGGGUUACGAAUGACUCCAAGCCUUCGCAGGGGACAACGGCUACACAAGCACUGUCUAAGUUCACCGGUUGGAAUUCACGAAGCGCCGUGGCUGGGGGAGGGUUUUGGAACGACUACGAUAUUGAAAAAAUGGGGUUGUCAUACACAGCGUAUGGGGAAGUUCUUACAAGUGUUUUCCCAUAG
Messenger RNA from Daldinia vernicosa, 900 nucleotides. RefSeq lists its product as uncharacterized. The record is from RefSeq and is a predicted model, not a curated record. The coding region runs from base 1 to 900 and encodes 299 amino acids. NCBI's taxonomy places the organism in Eukaryota, Fungi, Ascomycota, Sordariomycetes, Xylariales, Hypoxylaceae. The transcript is spliced from 2 exons.